GGUAUCAUCGAUUUAAAAAAGAGACAAUUUAAAUUUACUUGGAAAAACAAAUCUUAUAUUUUACCUAUUACAUGUUGGGAAAAGCUACAAUAUAAUAAUAGUGAGCCUAUUCCUUUAAAAAUUCCUUCUGAGUCUAAUGACUCAAAUAAUCAAACUUUAGUUGUUAAAACUAAUAAAUAUAGUGAGGAUGAAUAUGAAUCAUCUGAUGAUGAACUGGAGAAAUUCAAAGGAUUUUUAGUUAUAGGAAAUUUUGAUGAAAACCUAUACUUAAAUCAAUAA
Messenger RNA from Racocetra persica, 279 nucleotides. The record is from the annotation of a GenBank genome assembly. NCBI's taxonomy places the organism in Eukaryota, Fungi, Glomeromycota, Glomeromycetes, Diversisporales, Gigasporaceae.